Lottia gigantea (owl limpet) is the source of this 576-nucleotide messenger RNA. RefSeq lists its product as hypothetical. The record is from RefSeq and is a predicted model, not a curated record. Lineage: Eukaryota; Metazoa; Mollusca; Gastropoda; Lottiidae. The annotation marks the transcript as partial. The transcript has a single exon.
ACUUCAUCUUAUACCUUUACUCAUCUUCACAAUGUCAAGCUAUUACUAACUUCAUCUUAUACCUUUACUCAUCUUCACAAUGUCAAACUAUUACAAACUCCAUCUUAUACCUUUACUCAUCUUCACAAUGUCAAGCUAUUAACAACUUCAUCUUAUACCUUUACUCAUCUUCACAAUGCCAAGCUAUUAACAACUUCAUCUUAUACCUUUACUCAUCUUCACAAUGUCAAGCUAUUAACAACUUCAUCUUAUACCUUUACUCAUCUUCACAAUGUCAAGCUAUUACAAACUUCAUCUUAUACCUUUACUCAUCUUCACAAUGUCAAGCUAUUACAAACUUCAUAUUAUACCUUUACUCAUCUUCACAAUGUCAAGCUAUUACAAACUUCAUCUUAUACCUUGACUCAUCUUCACAAUGUCAAGCUAUUAACAACUUCAUCUUAUACCUUUACUCAUCUUCACAAUGCCAAGCUAUUAACAACUUCAUCUUAUACCUUUACUCAUCUUCACAAUGUCAAGCUAUUACAAACUUCAUCUUAUACCUUUACUCAUCUUCACAAUGUCAAGCUAUUACAA